This is a messenger RNA of Serpula lacrymans var. lacrymans S7.9, 875 nucleotides long. RefSeq lists its product as uncharacterized. The record is from RefSeq and is a predicted model, not a curated record. The transcript has a single exon. NCBI's taxonomy places the organism in Eukaryota, Fungi, Basidiomycota, Agaricomycetes, Boletales, Serpulaceae. The coding region runs from base 111 to 533 and encodes 140 amino acids.
UGACCAAUGUUGGUCAUUAUCGUGUUUCUUCCGCUAGCGGCACACACCCCUCUCAAUCAGUGGCCUAUUCCCCGGGUAUACCCACUUUCACGAUCCCUUCAGACUCGUCGAUGCGUCGAGAUAAAAUGGACCGGCUAAGGCGGAAGUUUGGGGACGACGUUCCUGUGGAUCUCGUCUUCCCCCGCGAGAAGGUCCGAUCUCGCAAGCAUCAGCGCUCUGAUGCGGUCAAUGUCAUCACUAUACCAGCCGAUUCGCGCAUCCCGCAUUCUCCUCAGCACACUGUGAUGAUCAAAACAUCGACUGUUUCUCGAAAAACUCAGCCUUCUCUUAAGGGCUCCGGACCCCUUUCGUCGAUAAUCGAGUCAGCAGAGCUGGGUGUAGAGUCUGGGGAACAGCAAGGCUUGCUUGGACCCAGGAGGAGACCAACUGCUGGUUCUUCUAUCGGAUCGAAGGAGUAUUUGGCGCAUCGUCGACAAAAAAUGAAUGGGCACCCAGCUAUUGAGCCUGUUGGUUUCUUAGGCACGACAUUCUAGUCGUCUCGAGUAACAAAAUUGGGCUGGAUCCCGGCUGUCUAGUAUACAUGCCACGAUUUUUUCCCUCCACGGUAAUGUUUCAGCUUAUGACUCGGAUGUAUUAGGACAUGUAUUUUACUGAUUUUGUAUCGCUCUGCUUGUCAUGUUAUGUUUUACUGCUCUCAUAUUUCACUUUGAUAUUUUAUCCGUUUUAAUAGUUGCACUCGUCAUGUCUUCAUCUUUACCCGUAUGCUUUCACAUGUAUACUUCAUUCGGGUGCACGCAAACCUUUCAUUUCCAAGUUCACAUCAGAGUGCCCGGUGAUCUUCCAAGCCAAGUUAAAUUCAGACGUUUUGGGAAGGA